AUGAGCUCGGCCUGGGUCACUUCUUUCGAAAAGGCGCGUCUGUGGAUGUACCUGCAGGCGCUCGGCUUCGAUUCUUGUCUGGAGACCAUAGCCUGUGGAAAUACCUUGUCACACACGCACUUCGGAGUAAACAUGUUUGACAAGCUGAACCGUGAUGCCUUUCACAUAGUUUCUUAUUUUUUGUUUCAAACACUUGACAAGUCUCUCACCAAAGAAGUUUUCAAACAUUGUUGGCCUCCAUUUGAUCAAAAACGUGAUGUUGAAUUCCGAAAACUUUUCUGUGAAUGGUUAAAAAAGAUUUCUGCCGAAUGUGGAAGUAGCUUUCCUCAAGUUGUUGGUUCACUAUUUCUAUUUCCGGUUGGUCCUAAGUUUACACAUAUAAUGUAUCAUUUUGCAAGAUUUGUUGCAGUAAAAUAUAUAAAAACCCAUUCUAAAAAUUCUUCUGUACGUUUUACAGAGACAUUUAAUGUGAAACCACAAGAUUUGCACAUAUGCCUUGCCAGAUGCCUUGUAGCACGUAAUAGAUUUUUACAAGUUUUGCAAAGAGAAGAUUGUGUUACCCGAAAAUAUCAAGAAAAUGCACAAUUGUCAGUUAAACAGGUACGAAAUUUGAGAUCAGAAUGUAUGGGACUGCAAAACCAAAUAAACAAAAUGGAACCCUGUGAUGACCAAAGUAAUAUACAAGAGAAAAUUCAAAAGGUUCGGUCUUUGUGGACUUCAGUGAAUGAAACACUUAUGUUUUUGGAAAAAGAGAGAGAAAUUGUUAGUUCAGUCCUUAGUCUUGAUAACAAUUAUACUUUAGAUGGAACUAACAUUACUAUCAAUAUUCCAGGCCUCUUACUUGAUAAAAUUGAGAAACAAGUGUGUCAGUUGCACAUAGGAAAUAUUUAUGAGGCUGGAAAAUUGAACAUCUUAACAGUUUUUUGGUUAUUAAAUGAAGUCUUGAAAGUAAUGAAAUGUGAAUGUUGUCAGACUGACCAAGCAAGACUGACAGUAGACCUUCACUUCCUUGAAAAAGAGACCAGAUUUCAGAGAGAAAGACUGUCAGAUCUGAAGCAUAUGAGGUAUAAAAUAACAGAAGAUCUCAAAACUAUAAGACAUUCUAUUGUUGAAAAACAAGAAGAAUGGCAUAAGAAGUGGAAAGAGUUUCUCGGCCUGUCUCCUUUCAGUAUAAUUAAGAGUUCUACUCCAGCUGUGGAUCUUUUACCGCCUAUGUCUCCACUUUCGUUUGAUCCUGCCUCAGAAGAAGCAUAUGCCAGGAGCAUUCUUUUACAGUAUCCUGCUUCACUUCCAGUUACACCUAAGCAACAUAUCCAGGAAAAUAAUUGCAGAAGAGUAAGUGAUACCCUGGAAACUAAAUCUGAUCCAGCCAACAGCCCUGCUUCUUUCCUGUUACAGCCGGUUUCACCAUUAGGUGGAGACAUUGUUACAUUACUUGAAAAGGACACGAAGUUGAUAACUCUUAGAGAGAAAAAUGAAACAGUUCCUAAGAAAACACCAGAAUUUGAAGUGGAAUACUCUUCAUCAUCAAAUAUUGCAAAGAAUACAGAUAGUAGUGCAUGUGGAGGGUCUCUGCCAGCUAAAAAAAGCAGUCCAUUCCAGAAAGAGCAAGAUCAUCUGGUAGAAGAGGUUGCAAGGGCAGUUUUAUCUAAUUCACCACAGCUCUCUGAAGGAAAAGAAGUAAAAUUAGAGGAACUAAUUGACUCUCUAAUUUCUAACCCGUUCAUAACAAGGAGUCAAAUUCCUCGAACUCCAGAAAACUUGAUAAAUGAAAUUCGGAGCUCAUGGAGAAAAGCUGUUGAAAUAGAAGAUAACAGAAGUACAGAACCAAUACAAGUGGAUACUGAACAUAGAGAAGAAUUGCCAGAAUCCUUACCUGUGGUGCAUAAUCAAAAAGAGUUUAGCAUGGCCAGUUUCUUGUCAGCAGCCACUGUAUCUGAUUCUAGUCAUUCUCAUUUGCCUGAAGAGAAAGUUGUUUCAGAUUGCCUUGAGUGUGUGCCUCAGAAACCUGUGGUGACCACUUGCAUAGGUAAACAAACAACACAAGAUCCAUCAGAUUUGUUAAAUAAGGACAUAAUUUGUAUACAAGAUUUGGACUGUACAACUUUACAGAACAAACUUUUAGAAACUGAACAAAUAGAGACAUUUUCCCCUGCUGUAGGCAAUAGAAGAAAUGUGUUAGGUAGCAGUGAAGAAGAUAAUAUUAAAAUAUUAGACCAAUCGAAAGCUUCUUACGAAGACUUUUCCAUGCAUAACAGUAUGUUAUGGAACUGUUUUCAGGUAUCAAGUGGAAUUAGUUCCAGUUUUAAAGAUGGUGAUUUUGGCAUAUUACAUGAAACUCUUCCAGAAGUUGGUCACAUAAGUCUUAUUAGCCCCAGUAGUACAGAGGCCACUUGUGAACUGGAACCAAAUAGUCCUAUGCACAGUGGCAUUUUCACAGAAGAUGUUGUGGGAGAAAGACAGACUACUCCAGAAUCAGACUUCAAUUUACAGGCUACUUGCAGGGGAUAUGAGGCUCUGAAGAAUUCUCCAUCCAAGCAAAGGGAGGAAAUUUACCUCUCUAAUCCUGAAAUACUUGAAAGACACAAACCAGAAUUGAACCUUACUCCCCAAAACAUGCAGACUGAUGAUAUGUUUAAUUUUUGGGGCGUUCAUGAUUUGCACAUUGAUUAUACAAAACCAUCUUCACGCAUGUCCCUUGGUGAAAGAAAACAGUCUCUUUCACCACUAAUUAAGUUUUCUCCAGUGGAACAAAGAUUGAAGACCACAAUACCAUGUAACCUUGGAGAACUUCUACCUAAUUUAACAGAAGAAGAAAUCUUGAAUAAGAGCCUUGAUGCAAAAGUAUCUCCAUCUGACUCGACAAGAUGA
Messenger RNA from Rangifer tarandus platyrhynchus (Svalbard reindeer), 2871 nucleotides. The record is from the annotation of a GenBank genome assembly. Lineage: Eukaryota; Metazoa; Chordata; Mammalia; Artiodactyla; Cervidae.